Messenger RNA from Racocetra fulgida, 332 nucleotides. Lineage: Eukaryota; Fungi; Glomeromycota; Glomeromycetes; Diversisporales; Gigasporaceae. The record is from the annotation of a GenBank genome assembly.
AAAACAUACCUUCGAACUAAUCGCUGAUGUUGAAUUCGAAUUUGAUGACGAAGCCGGAUUUAACUUCAUAUUUUUCUACAACGCACUCGAUAGAAGUGAGUUUACAGGACAUGAAAACGAGUGGGUGACGGUACACAACCAGAAGGUAGUAGAGUAUGGAAAGGAGUAUAGCGAUGAUCAAUUGAACUAUGUUCUCGAAACUAUGCCUGGCGCCAUCCAACUCCCGGUUGAUCAGGCACGUUUGCCACGUAAGUCUGGACCAAUUGAAGAAUUAGAAUCUAGACUAGUUGAGGAAUUAGAGCCUGAGCCCGUUGAGUAUGAGGAAGUUAUUA